AUGUCAACUCCCAACGAAAAUAGCAACACUCAAUUUCAACCUCCCUCAUCUCAAGCAUCUGUUGAGGGUGGAAGUGGGCUUCCAGAGAAUGUGAUUAAUGUUGAACAAGAUGGUGCAGAGGAUGAUGAUGAAGUAGAAGUAGAAGAAAAUGGGAGAAAAAGAAAAUUGAAAUCUGCAGUGUGGAGUGAAUUCAAGAGGGUAAAAGUUGGAGAUGUUUGGAAGGCAAAGUGUAAUUAUUGUUCAAAGAAGCUUUCGGGUGUAACAAAGAAUGGUACAUCUCAUUUGAAAGCCCAUCUAGAGACAUGCAUCUAUCGAAAGAGGAAUCCUACAGAUAAGGUACAAAGCUCUUUGAGGUUCACAUCUAGUAGCGAACAAGGACAAGUGUCGGUGGAGAAGUAUGUUUUCGACCAAGAUGUGGCGAGAAAGGCCCUUGCUGAAAUGGUUGUUUUGCAUGAAUAUCCAUUGUCCAUUGUGGAUCAUGUUGGUUUUAGAAGGUACUCAAGUGCUCUUCAACCGAUGUUUAAGAUGAUCACUAGAAACACUUUGAAGAAUGACAUCAUUGGGAUUUAUGAGAUUGAGAAGAAGAAGGCCUUGAGCUUUAUGCAGAAGAAUAAUGCAAGAAUUGCAAUAACGACCGAUAUGUGGACAGCUGAGAAUCAAAAGAAAGGCUAUAUGACUGUUACUGGACAUUUUAUUGACCAAGGAUGGCAGCUUCGAAGUUGUAUUUUGAGGUUCAUUUAUGUUCCAUCUCCACAUACUGCUGAAGCACUUAGUGAUGUUCUUAUGAAAUGUCUAAUGGAUUGGCACAUUGAUAAGAACAUAUCUACCUUAACCCUUGAUAAUUGUUCCACUAAUGAUGCACUCAUCACAUUGAUGAAUCGAAAGUUGAGAGGAAAGAAACCUUUGUUGGGUGGCAAGCUGUUGCAUAUGCGUUGCUCCGCGCACAUAUUAAAUUUAAUUGUCAAAGAUGGUUUGGAAGUAAUGGGUAGUGGGAUUGAAAAGAUUAGAAAUAGUGUUGCAUUUUGGUAUGCUACUCCUAAAAGACAUGAGAGAUUCCAAGAAAUAGCUGCACAAGUUAAUGUUGAAUGCAACAAGAAAUUGUCGCUUGAUUGCAAAACAAGGUGGAACUCUACUUAUAUCAUGCUCAGUGUUGCUAUUUGUUACAAAGAGGCUUUUGAUCGUUUGGCUGAAUGUGAAAGAGCUUAUGAUUUUUCUCCAAGUGAGGAUGAAUGGAAGUUUGCUAGUGAAGUUUGCGAUAGGUUGAAAUUGUUCUAUGAAAUUACCGAAUUGUUUUCUGGAACACAAUAUGUAACAGCUAAUGACUUCUUUCCAAAGAUAUGUGCAAUUAGAGGACACAUGAGCAAGUGGCUAGAGUGUGAUGAUGAGUUAAUCAAGUCCAUGUCAAGUCGUAUGAUUACAAAAUUUGAUAAAUAUUGGACUGACAUUCAUGGUCUAAUGGCUAUUGCUGUUGUUCUUGAUCCAAGAUACAAAUUUGGAAUGUUGAAAGCAUGCUAUACACGUCUAUUUGGUGCACAAAGUAGAGCAAUGCUAGAGAUAGAAAAUGUGAGGAAAUUAUUUGAAGAACUGAUUAGAGAGUACAACAACAAAUGCAUUAAACCUGUUACUAGUGGUGGACAAAAUGCAUCAUCAUCUUGUGUUUCUAAUGCUUCCACAUAUACGGAUGAGUUGUUCUCUGCCAUGGAGGAAGAGCUCGAUGACAUGUGCAGUGAUGAAGAAAAGGCUAAGUCUGAGCUUGAUCUUUAUGUGGAUGAAGGUCGUAUUCCCAAGUCAAAGGAAUUUGAUAUAUUAGGCUAUUGGAAAAUUUCUGGGAUACGGUACCCUACUCUAAGGAUGAUAGCCCGUGACAUAUUUGCUAUUCCUGUUACAACUGUCGCUUCAGAGUCUGCUUUUAGUACUAGUGGUAGAGUGCUAAGUGAUCAUCGAAGUCGACUUACUCCCAAAACUUUAGAGGUUUUGAUGUGUGCACAAAAUUGGCUUCGUGUUGGUCAAGCAAAAGGAAAAGAAGAUUAUAUGGGUUUGUGGACUUGUCUUGAAGAUAUACAAGAAGAACUUGUGGAACUCUCCUUUGGAUUCUCCACGAUGCCAAAUGAAGAAAUUUGAAGGAAAAUUCACAAGAUGUCAAAUGAAGUUGAAUGUCAUUCAGCCAUGCUCAUUACAAUAAUUUGUUGUUGCAUUUUGAAAACUAUGUAUGACUGUAAUUUCAUUCCAAGAACAUGUUUUAUGAUGUAUUGUACUGUCUUUGCUACUUCUACUACUUGCUAUGGACUAUGUCACUAUUGGUGAAAUAUUGUUGUAAGCCUGGAAUGUUAUCUAUUUAUCUUGUUGGAAUGUUGAAAUUAUUGUUUUGGAAUGUUGAAA
Molecule: messenger RNA, 2379 nt
Organism: Zea mays
Lineage: Eukaryota; Viridiplantae; Streptophyta; Magnoliopsida; Poales; Poaceae
Product: zinc finger BED domain-containing protein RICESLEEPER 2-like
Exons: 4
Coding region: 1-2121 (706 amino acids)
Molecular function (GO): protein dimerization activity; DNA binding
Source: RefSeq, a predicted model, not a curated record